UCUGACAUGUAAAUAAAGUAGCCAGACACGUACACUCAUAACUGACUGUCUCGUUCUCAGCACGCGAAGUCAGCAGUGUGAAAAAAGACUGAUUAGAUAGCACGAUAUUUUCUAAUUACCUAUCUGUUUCUUUGGUUAUCUAAUAGGUUUCUAACUCAUUGGUUAAGGAAAACUUGUAGAAAGUUUGUCAAUUAUGGCUGUAAAUAAUAGUAAAAAAGUUUUUAAAUUUAUCUCCGACCAAGUCACUACUUCAUCGAGAAAUUAUGGCACAGCAAAGAGGGUUAUUGCUUCAAAGCCCAUUGUGGAGAUGGAUGGUGAUGAAAUGACCCGCAUAAUUUGGGAAAAAAUUAAAGAAAAACUUAUAUUCCCAUAUGUCAAGCUCGACUGCCUGUACUACGACCUGGGUCUGCCGAAUCGUGAUGCGACUAACGAUCAAGUGACGAUCGAUGCAGCGCAUGCGAUCCUCAAGCACAAUGUGGGCAUUAAAUGCGCCACUAUUACACCUGAUGAACAGCGUGUUGAAGAAUUCAAGUUAAAGAAGAUGUGGCUAAGUCCGAAUGGUACUAUACGUAACAUUCUGGGCGGAACCGUCUUCCGUGAGCCGAUUCUAUGCAAGAGCAUACCUCGAGUUGUGCCUGGCUGGACUAAAGCUAUUGUUAUUGGUCGUCAUGCCCAUGGAGACCAGUAUAAGGCUCAAGACUUUGUAGUUCCGAAACCUGGAAAGGUGGAAUUAGUAUACACACAAGAAGAUGGAACGGUAACAAAGACCCUAUUGUACGAUUUUAAAGUGCCUGGAGUUGCAAUGGGAAUGUAUAACACGGAUGAAUCUAUCCGCGCCUUUGCCCAUUCCAGUUUUCAGGUCGCGCUGCAGAAGAAAUGGCCGUUAUAUUUAUCAACAAAAAAUACCAUUCUCAAGCGUUAUGACGGUCGGUUUAAGGACAUCUUCCAAGAAAUCUUUGACAGUGACUACAAAAAACAAUUCGACGAUGCCAAGAUAUGGUACGAGCAUCGCCUUAUCGACGAUAUGGUGGCUCAGGCCAUUAAAGGCUCUGGCGGAUUUGUUUGGGCGUGUAAAAAUUAUGACGGCGAUGUACAAUCUGAUAUUGUUGCGCAGGGUUAUGGGUCACUGGGUAUGAUGACGUCAGUGCUGAUGUGUCCGGACGGACGUACUGUGGAGUCUGAAGCGGCUCACGGGACUGUGACUCGUCACUAUCGCAUGCACCAGCAGGGGAAACCCACUUCCACCAACCCUGUGGCGUCUAUAUACGCCUGGACCAGGGGUCUGGUACACCGAGCCAAGUUGGACGGUACACCCGAAUUGGAACGGUUUGCUGUGGCGCUAGAAGAGGCGUGCGUCGAGUGCAUCGAUAGUGGCAAGAUGACCAAGGACUUGGUUAUAUGCAUUCAUGGACUAGCCAAUACCAAGGAAGGAAUGUUUUUACACACUGAAGACUUCUUACAAGCUAUUGCUGAUCAACUUGAGCACAAACUCUCAAAGUAAAAGCAAAGUCUGUAGAUUAAAUAAAUAAAUUACGAUGGGGUCUCCAAAUAGGAAGGCGAAAAUGAUGAUGAUGCAAAAACAUAUGCAUGGAAUACAUAAUAUUCAAUAUUUUUCAGGAGAUUGCAUUAGAGAUUUUAUAGAAAAUAUUGAAAAUUGGAAGAUGAAUUGAAGAAAUUUGAAGAUUAGUUAUAUAAUAUAGAUAAUAAUUUUAUUAUAAUGUUACAAAUAAAAAUCAUAAUUUAUAUACUUA
Messenger RNA from Colias croceus (clouded yellow), 1751 nucleotides. Its product is annotated as isocitrate dehydrogenase [NADP] cytoplasmic-like. Lineage: Eukaryota; Metazoa; Arthropoda; Insecta; Lepidoptera; Pieridae. Gene Ontology annotation, molecular function: NAD binding; isocitrate dehydrogenase (NADP+) activity; magnesium ion binding. The transcript is spliced from 9 exons. Gene Ontology annotation, cellular component: mitochondrion. Gene Ontology annotation, biological process: isocitrate metabolic process. The record is from RefSeq and is a predicted model, not a curated record. The coding region runs from base 194 to 1501 and encodes 435 amino acids.